AUGAGUCACGAUCCGAAUACGUUCAAUAAUCCUUCCGCGCCACCAGGUGAUUAUCAAUCUUAUCAGCUGGAACCACCCGAUGCUUAUCAAUCUUAUCCACCUCCACAAGCUGGUGGAUCUUCACCACAAGCUGCUGAAUCUCCACCACAAGCUAAUAACGGAACAGUUACAGAUGGAUGGGGAGAUUUUAGUAGUCUUGACGGAAAAGAAAUUCGCCGUGUUUUUGUUCGAAAUGUUUAUGCAAUUCUUAUGAUACAAUUAUUAGUUGGAUUUGGUAUUAUUGCAUUAUUUAGUUUUACGCCAUCGAUUCGCACAUUCGUUCGAAGUUCGAGUGGUCUAUGGCUUUAUUUGGCAUUGAUUAUUGCUUUUAUCGUUAUAUGUAUUUCAUUAGUUUGUUGUUGUCAAUGUGCUAGUCAACAAUUUCCUGCUAAUCUUAUUAUAUUUGGCAUGGGGACACUUUUAAUGAGUUAUAUGAUGGGUAUGGUUUCAGCAUUUUACGAGACUGAUUCAGUUUUAAUUGCCGUCGGUAUAACCGCAUUUGUGUGUUUGGGUGUAACAAUAUUUUCGUUUCAAACAAAAUAUGAUUUUACAUCAUGUUGUGGAGUAUUAUUUGUUAUCUCAAUUGCCCUUUUAGGUUUUAGUAUUGCAGUUAUAUUUACUCGUUCACAUGUUGUAUAUACAAUAUAUGCUGGUCUUGGAGCUGUCUUUUUUUCUAUUUACUUGGCUGUUGAUACGCAAUUAAUUAUGGGUGGAAAACGCCAAGAAAUUAGUGGCGAAGAUCAUAUAGCUGCAGCAUAUAUACUUUAUACUGAUAUAGUUAACAUAUUUAUAUUUAUGCUUGAGUUAUUAGGCAAACGACAAUAG
This is a messenger RNA of Adineta steineri, 864 nucleotides long. The record is from the annotation of a GenBank genome assembly. NCBI's taxonomy places the organism in Eukaryota, Metazoa, Rotifera, Eurotatoria, Adinetida, Adinetidae.